CUAUUAUUAUUGCUUUCAAAAAGGGGAGCAAUUUUCAAAUGUCUCAUUUUCCAUUCAGCCAUCUCCUCUCUCAGAACGGCAGGAUCUAGGAGUACCGGAGUAUCGAUUGAAGCGCUUUGACGACUUUUACAAUAGCCCUUGGAAUAUUCAGAAAUGGGCUCUGUAGGAAAUGGCGAUGUGGAGACUCAACAGGAUGUCCAGACGCCAUCAACUUGGUCUGGACGGUGGACACACGUCUUGAACGCGCUGCACAGUGAAGAGGACACGGAUGGCGAAGCCACGCUGACAUUCCUGCAAGAUGCAUGCAGGGUCCUGGUAGUGGGUGCCGGUGGUCUCGGCUGCGAGCUUCUCAAGUCCUUAGCCCUUCUGGGAUUCGCCAACAUUGACGUAAUCGACAUGGAUACAAUCGACUUAUCUAAUUUGAACAGGCAAUUCCUGUUCCGACGUUCCGAUAUAGGGCGACCUAAGGCCGAGGCAGCUGCUGAGUUCAUUAACAAACGUGUGCCAGGCUGCAAAGUUGUCCCGCACUACUGCAAGAUUCAGGACUUCGACGCCUGCUUCUAUCGCAAGUUUCAUGUCAUUGUCCUGGGCUUGGACUCCGUGCUGGCCCGCCGUUGGAUGAAUGGUAUGCUAGUUAGCAUGUUGGAGUAUGAUCCGAAUGAUGGCUCGCCGCGAGGGGAUACCAUCGUGCCAUUCGUUGACGGCGGUACGGAGGGCUUCCAGGGCAAUGCCCGCGUGGUGCUGCCUGGCCUAACGCCCUGCAUUGAGUGCACCAUAAACCUUUACCCACCGCAAGUCACCUUCCCGCUGUGCACUAUAGCCCAUCAGCCUCGCCUGCCCGAACACUGCGUGGAGUUUGCCAAGGUGCUGCUCUGGCCACAAGAGAAGCCAUUCGGCGACGGCGUAUCGGUGGACGGCGACAAUCCGGAGCACAUCAGCUGGUUGUUUGAGAAGGCGCAAGAACGAGCUGCGGAGUUCAGCAUCAGCGGCGUCAACUAUCGCCUGACGCAAGGCGUCGUUAAGAACAUCGUACCGGCAGUGGCAUCGACAAACGCGGCCAUUGCAGCGGCGUGCGCAUCCGAGGCGUUCAAGGUGGCCUCCAACAUGCAGUUCAUGCAGAACUAUAUGCAGUUCAACGACGGUGAUGGCGUGUACUGCUCUGUAAUGGAGAUGGAGAAGGACGAGGAGUGUCCGUGCUGCAGCACUCGGCCACGCAUGGUUCAUUUCAAGCGCUCUGACACGCUGCAGGUGGUGCUGGACUACUUCUGUAACAAUCUCAGCCUGCAGAUGAAGUCGCCAGGUAUCACUGCAAUGGUAGAGUCGCAGAACAAGACGCUCUACAUGUUUCGGCCAAAGUUCAUUGAGCAGCGCACUCGGCCGAAUCUCCAGCGUACUCUCACAGAUCUCGGCUUAACGGAUGGCCAUCAGCUGGUCGUGGCGGACGAGACCACGCCAAAAAGCCUGCUCUUCAACAUCGUGUACGACUCGGAAUGAGGCCAUCUUCAAGCGGUAUGUACCAAUAUCUGUGAACAGAUGCCAUGAUGUGUGCUGUUUGUGGGGACGUGCCUCGAUCACACAUGAAUGCGACAUGCCACGAACUGCUUGCACGCUCCACCUUGAAACCAAAGUAAAACAUUCCACUGUAAGCUCACGAAACACAUGUUCUCCUUCCUUCCCUUCCGCAAAUCAUGAAUUCGAAUUCGGAAUCCUGUGCCUAAUCUGCACGUAACAUUUUUACUGAAUUUUAACGAUUUUUUCUACACAGGAACAUGAGCUAGGUAUGGGUGUACAAACCGUGCUGCAAUGUACAAAAUUAAAUUAAUACUUAUAAAAAAUCAUCCUGCCUUGAAGCAGAUCAUACAAAGCUUUUCUUCUGUGCUGCUUCCUACUGCAUAGUACAUAAAAGAGAACUGCCCAGCUACUGUACAGGAGACAUUAGGUGAAUAGUUUGUGCCUUUAGCUGGAUGAUAGGAAGCCAUCAUGAUAGUAUUAUUCAUUUUUAGACCAAGUGUUAUGAGUAUGAUUUCUUAUCAAGAUGCAUGUAUAGAAUUAUGGCUGUUAUUCGUUCUACCAAGUUGUUAUCUUGUCGUUUUGUCACGUUGGCUUGAAAAUGUCCAAUAUUGAG
Molecule: messenger RNA, 2125 nt
Organism: Sycon ciliatum
Lineage: Eukaryota; Metazoa; Porifera; Calcarea; Leucosolenida; Sycettidae
Product: NEDD8-activating enzyme E1 catalytic subunit-like
Exons: 1
Coding region: 154-1494 (446 amino acids)
Biological process (GO): protein neddylation
Cellular component (GO): cytoplasm; nucleus
Molecular function (GO): NEDD8 activating enzyme activity
Source: RefSeq, a predicted model, not a curated record